This is a messenger RNA of Iphiclides podalirius (scarce swallowtail), 1065 nucleotides long. Lineage: Eukaryota; Metazoa; Arthropoda; Insecta; Lepidoptera; Papilionidae. The record is from the annotation of a GenBank genome assembly.
AUGAUGACCGUCAAACAAGACGUGGACAUCAAGAAAACAAACGAGACCGUUUGGGACUUUGCUAGAUCCUUUCAAGCGAUGAUAGAAGAAUAUGGAGAGCACUUUGGGAAAAACUGCAUCAGCUGCUUAUAUUCGAUUUACGCGCACAUCACAUUAGCAAACUUAAUUCAGAUCGUGACGACGAAGAUGAGCGUUCGUGAGGCCGAAUUCAACGAGCGCACGGAGUGCCUGAAGCGGUCUUUGGAGCGGCUGAGGAAGGUGCGGGGCCACGUGCGAGACCUCAUUGCGGGCAAUGAGGAACUGAGACGCGCGUUCGACAAUGCACCGAGGAGUCAGGAAUACGACGGCCAAACAUUUCCCGAACAAGAUCAGGAAUUCAUAUUGGAAUUGAUGAAGGAAUUCAAGUAUGAACGUACUGCGCUAUCAGAGGUCCAGGGCGAUAAUUUGGAUUGCGGGGAGUUCGCUUCGCCCGCAUCCACCAGCCCCGAGACCAGCGUCUACACGUCUGUGAGCGAUUGCCAGCAGGAUUGCCACGUGAAGAUAGUGAAAGUGACUAACGUCUACAAGGUCUCCUAUCUCAGGAACUUUAUUAAACAGAAGAGACUAAGAAGAGCUUCGAAGCAGGCCCUUUUGAAAAAGAAGAUGGAAGACACGAAGAAGCUUAUCGAGAACUGGCAAAGGACACUCAACAUGGUGAUCAACAGCAAACUAGCUAUGCUCGAAGUGGACCCCAAUCGCAUAGAGAUUGCGUCGCAGAAGGCCAUGGGCGACUACAAACCGCAUCGUGAGUCGUCGGAUUCCGACAGCGAGCUCAGUUGGAAUCAUAACUCUUUCCUCAACUACGCAUAUUACGAGGAGGCCCCUGGGGCGGCGAUGUCCGGGGAGUAUUACGCGCCGAGGGACUACACGGACACCAAGUACCAGCCCGACCUGGGAGAGCAGGAGGGGCCCAAGUUGCCGAGCAAACUGUUCGUCAUCACCGAGGCGACCAGCAGCCAACUAGCUAUCGAGGAGGCAAAGAGCGACGCUGGCGACGACUGGGACACCCACGAUAUGCUGGCCAUG